UUUUCCCUUUUCUCUCUUCCUCUCUCUCUCUCCAUUCCCUUUCAUUCCAAACAUGAGUAGCAUUAAAAGCAAUAGCAGUUAUACCCGUGAUAUUCAUAACAUUCACAAUAUCAAAAUUGUCCAUCACCCCGACACUGUGCGGAUCCAACUUGCCAAUCAAACGGACGUUCCUUUCCAUCAAUAUCUCGCACAAACCUGUCCUUCCUUAUUUGGUCCCAAAGCUCAAUUCAAACCCACACCUUAUCUCAGAUCCAAACACUUGCAAACCAUCUAUGCCUCCUUCUAUGACGGCUCUUCCACCAAGAACGAUAUCACCUACGAAAGACAAAUCCUAGAGUUUGCCAAUGGUGGUGUAGCCUCGCUCGAUUGGGCCGUCCCUUUAACCCCUUUACCUGAAGACACCCCCACCUUGGUCAUCUUGCAUGGAUUAACAGGUGGAAGCCAUGAAAAUUAUAUCCGUGGAUUACUUCAAAUCAUUGCAAGACCACCGAUUAAUUACAGAGCUGUAGUGUACAAUGCACGAGGAUGUGGCUUUACAGAGGUCAACACACCUCAAUUAUUUAAUGCAUCCAUCACAGACGAUAUCAGAGAGGCUCUUCGUCAUAUUCAAAAACAAGUAGGACAACACACUCCUUUAAUCGGUAUCGGAUUUUCUUUGGGCUCCAACAUCCUUGUCAAAUAUUUGGGCGAGGAAAAAGAAAAAACUCCCUUUUUGGCUGCUAUCUCUGUUGCCAACCCAUACGAUUUAUUAAGUUCCGGAAGAUUGCUGGAUCAAGGUUUUUUUACUCGAAAUGUGUAUUCCCAUCAAAUGGCCGAUAACCUUAAAAAUAUCUUUCUCAGAAACAAGGACAUGAUGCUAACGCAUGGCCAAAUCGACUUGGAAGAAGUCUUGGCAGCAAAAACUAUCCGAGAGUAUGAUGACGCCUGCACCAAAAAAAUGUCCAAUUACACCACCGUGAAUAAUUAUUACCGUGAUGGCAGUUGUUCUCGUGUGAUUGAGCAUGUGCGUGUACCUUUGCUUUGUAUCAAUGCAUUGGAUGACCCAAUCUCGACCGAAGCUUGUAUCCCCGUAGAUGAGAUUCGUGUCAACCCUUAUAUUAUUCUCGCCGGCACAAAACAUGGAGGCCAUCUUGGCUGGUUUGAACAUGCGGUUCGACCUAGUCGAUGGGUGGAUAAACCCAUCGCCGAGUUCAUUGUUGCCAUGUUCCAGGCAAACGAUACCCGUAAGGACGCUGUCAAAUUAGAUGUGGACGUAGUUGCACGUAGUGCUAAAUCUAUUAGAAAGGUUCGAUUCCCCUCCUUGAAUGUUUCUAUUCCUCCUACUAUGAUGAUGAAAAAUCGCUAAUUUCUUUUUUUUUUCUUUUUAAAAAAAAAACU
Molecule: messenger RNA, 1377 nt
Organism: Mucor mucedo
Lineage: Eukaryota; Fungi; Mucoromycota; Mucoromycetes; Mucorales; Mucoraceae
Product: Alpha/Beta hydrolase protein
Exons: 7
Coding region: 53-1345 (430 amino acids)
Biological process (GO): medium-chain fatty acid biosynthetic process; medium-chain fatty acid catabolic process
Molecular function (GO): acetylesterase activity; monoacylglycerol lipase activity
Source: RefSeq, a predicted model, not a curated record